CAGCAGAAAUGAUGGAAGAGUUGCAUAGCCUGGACCCCCGACGCCAGGAACUGCUGGAAGCCAGGUUCACUGGAGUAGGUGUUGCCAAAGGUCCAUUAAAUAGCGAGUCUUCCAAUCAGAGCUUGUGCAGUGUCGGCUCUCUGAGCGAUAAAGAAUUGGAGACUCCUGAGAAGAAACAGAAUGACCAGCGGAACCGGAAGAGGAAAGCAGAAGCAUAUGAGACCAGUCAAGGAAAAGGCACUCCUAGGGGACAUAAAAUUAGUGAUUAUUUUGAGUUUGCUGGGGGAAGUGGUCCAGGAACCAGUCCUGGCAGAAGUGUGCCACCUGUCGCCCGAUCCUCACCACAGCAUUCCUUAUCCAAUCCCUUACCACGGCGAGUGGAGCAGCCGCUCUAUGGGGUAGAUGGCAGUUCUGCAAAGGAGCCGCAGGAAGAACACUCUCCUCUGCCAACGCUGAUGUCUAUGAUGCUGGCAAAACAGCGGCUUGAGAGUGAGCAGCUGGCACAGAGGGGAGCUGGCCUCUGUUUUGCUUUUGUUUCGGCCCAGCAAGGCAGCCCUUCUUCUUCANUUUCUUCUGAGUUUGAUUUGUGAUGUUUGUCUCUUCAGUCUGACCUCACAAUGGAAAAGAUAUCUGCACUAGAAAACAAUAAAAACUCUGACCUGGAGAAGAAGGAGGGGAGGAUAGACGACUUAUUAAGAGCCAACUGUGAUUUGAGAAGGCAGAUUGAUGAACAGCAAAAGAUGCUGGAGAAAUACAAGGAACGGUUGAAUAGAUGUGUGACAAUGAGCAAAAAGCUUCUUAUUGAGAAGUCGAAACAGGAGAAGAUGGCAUGCAGAGAUAAGAGCAUGCAGGAUCGACUGAGACUGGGUCACUUCACUACAGUCCGGCAUGGGGCCUCUUUCACUGAGCAGUGGACGGAUGGCUACGCUUUCCAGAACCUCAUCAAGCAACAGGAGAGGAUAAAUUCCCAGCGGGAAGAGAUAGAAAGACAACGAAAGAUGUUAGCAAAACGGAAGCCACCUGCCAUGGGACAGACCCCUCCAGCAAGCAACGAGCAAAAACAGCGCAAGAAUAAGACCAAUGGAGCAGAAAACGAAACGUUAACGUUAGCUGAAUAUCAUGAACAGGAAGAAAUCUUCAAACUCCGACUAGGUCAUCUUAAAAAGGAAGAAGCAGAGAUCCAGGCGGAGUUGGAACGACUAGAGAGGGUUAGAAAUUUACAUAUCAGGGAAUUGAAAAGGAUACACAACGAAGAUAAUUCACAAUUUAAAGACCAUCCAACGCUAAAUGACCGAUAUCUCUUGCUACAUCUUUUGGGUAGAGGAGGCUUCAGUGAAGUGUAUAAGGCAUUUGAUUUAACAGAACAGAGAUACGUAGCUGUGAAAAUUCACCAGUUAAAUAAAAACUGGAGAGACGAGAAGAAGGAGAAUUAUCACAAACAUGCAUGUAGAGAGUACAGAAUUCACAAAGAACUGGAUCAUCCUCGAAUAGUUAAACUUUAUGACUACUUCUCGCUGGAUACUGACUCGUUUUGUACAGUGUUAGAAUAUUGUGAGGGAAACGAUCUGGACUUCUACCUGAAACAGCACAAAUUAAUGUCCGAAAAAGAGGCUCGAUCCAUUAUCAUGCAGAUUGUGAAUGCUUUAAAAUACUUAAACGAAAUCAAACCGCCCAUCAUACACUAUGAUCUUAAACCAGGUAACAUUCUUCUAGUCAAUGGUACAGCAUGUGGAGAGAUAAAGAUCACAGAUUUUGGACUUUCCAAGAUCAUGGAUGACGACAGCUACAAUUCCGUUGAUGGUAUGGAGCUGACAUCACAGGGCGCUGGUACUUAUUGGUAUUUGCCACCCGAGUGUUUUGUGGUUGGAAAAGAACCUCCAAAGAUUUCAAAUAAAGUUGACGUCUGGUCAGUGGGUGUCAUCUUCUACCAAUGUCUUUAUGGCAGAAAGCCAUUUGGCCACAACCAGUCACAACAAGACAUUCUGCAGGAGAACACAAUCCUCAAAGCUACUGAGGUGCAGUUCCCUCCAAAGCCAGUCGUCACACCAGAAGCAAAGGCAUUUAUCAGACGGUGCCUCGCCUACCGGAAGGAGGACCGGAUAGAUGUCCAGCAGCUGGCCUGUGACCCUUACUUGCUGCCUCACAUCCGCAAAUCUGUAUCCACAAGCAGCCCAGCUGGGGCUGCCAUUGCAUCAACCUCUGGAUCAUCCAAUAACAGCUCUUCAAACUGAGAGACAGAAUAAUAGGCCAAAAACUGCUGGAGAAACCGACACAGACUUUAAGAAAUAGCUUUGGAAAAGAGGAAUCCGCAAGGGUCUCAAGAAACCUGUACGAGGUGCUUUUUUUCUCUUGCUUUUUUCCAUCCAUAGAGCAUGACAACAUCAAUUCUCAUCAAGAAAACCUUUGGCGUCUUAGGCUAAGCCACGCGGAUAGGAGAAGCUUGAGGUUUAUUCAGUAAAUGACCACAGAGGAUGGCUGCUCUGAGCGAGGGAGGAAAAAAAAUAUGGUUCCAUGUACUGUGAACUUCUGAACACGCAGACUUGGGGAAUCCGUGAUGUAAUGUGUGCUUCAGAGGAAGAAUGUGGACUUUGGAAAAAAGACUGGGCUCGUCCAGUGUUGAUAUUUAAACAUUGUUCUUUUCUUUUCAAAAAGUUUAGGUAACAUCUCCUGAAAAAGCUAGAAGCACCAAGGUUCAGCUGGGGAUGGUAUGACUCUUUGCCCUUUGGAGGGGAAACAAGUUGAUCCUGCCUGUUCAUGGCACUAGAGUUAGAGUUUUACCCCAAUUAAUUUCAGUUUUUUAAAGAAAAAGUAACAAUUUUUUUGGAAGAAAACCGUUUUCUGAUCAUAAAGUGAAACCCGUAUUAGCAGGCACGUGGCAAUGUGAAAUCCACUGAUGGUGCAGCUUUCCACUUCCUUGACCCGGCCUCUUUCUUAUGAUUCUCCUUCCGGGGCAGGGGGGAGAUACACAAGGGGCAGAAGAGACCUCUGUCCAUCUCUUGCCAUCAGGUAGGCAUGCGGUUUGGAGCCGUAUUGGGUUUUCCAGACGCUGCUUCACUGCUCGCACACUUGACGGUUGCCCCUUUUUAAUUUAUUGGAGGUGCUGGGAUUUUAAAAUAAAGAUUGGUCUGUCCUCAUGGUGCUCUCCAACCCUGUGAGUACAGUAUCUAGUGAAUAGUCAGGACAGGCAGCAAAUGGGAGGGGAGUUCAGUCUCUUACAGGUGAUUCUCCUGGGCUCACACAGUAUUGUACGUUUUGUUGUUAAACUUAUUAAAACCUGAAGUUGAA
Molecule: messenger RNA, 3285 nt
Organism: Pelodiscus sinensis (Chinese soft-shelled turtle)
Lineage: Eukaryota; Metazoa; Chordata; Testudines; Trionychidae
Source: RefSeq, a predicted model, not a curated record